GGGCGGGUGGCUCGCGAUGGCGGCGCGUGCUCUGGGGCUGCGGCGGGUCCAGCUGCUCUGCUGCCUGCUGCGGCCUUGCGGCGCGGGUGGCACCGGGAGGCGGCUGGCUCUCGCUGCCGGGCUGCGCUGGGACUCCCUCGGCCCCCCGCGGCUGACGCGCCGCCUGGCCACGCUGCCGCCCGGAGACGGGCCCAGGACGCGCCCGUCCAAGCCGGGGCCAGUUUCUUGGACGUCCCUGGCAGUCACGUUUGCAGUCGGAGGUGCUCUGCUGGCAGGCAUGAAGUACUUGAAGAAAGAAAAAGAAGAAUUGCUGGAGAAGGAGCGAAAGCGAUCACUGGGGAAGCCUUUGCUGGGAGGCCCUUUCUCUCUCAUCAAUCAUGAAGGGCAGCCAAGGACCAACAGUGACUACCUGGGCCAGUGGGUGUUAAUCUACUUUGGCUUCACACACUGUCCCGAUAUCUGUCCAGAGGAACUGGAGAAAAUGAUUCUAGUGGUGGAUGAAAUUGACAAGAUCCCAUCUUUGCCAGACUUGACCCCAUUGUUCAUUACUAUUGACCCAGAGAGGGACAACCAAGAAGCCAUUGCCAGAUAUGUUAAAGAAUUUUCUCCCAAGCUUAUUGGAUUGACUGGCACCAAAGAGGAGAUUGAGCAGGUGUCCAGAGCCUACCGUGUGUAUUACAGCCCAGGGCCCAAAGAUGAAGACAGUGAUUACAUAGUGGACCACACAAUUAUAAUGUACCUCGUUGGACCAGAUGGUGAUUUUGUGGACUAUUAUGGUCAGGACAAGAAGAAUUCUGAGAUUGCGGCUUCUAUUGCUGGACAUAUGAGACAACGUAAAUUCAGCUAAAAUGCAAGAUGUUCAAAGAAUGUUUGCAAACCCAAACUAUAAUGAGAAUUGCUACAAGUCUGGCAUAUCUUUGCUUUCAACUCCACUGACCCAGUGCACUUUAUCCUUGUGUCAUGAGUCAUCUCUCCCAAAUAAAGGAGGUACAUAUCGUACUUAAUUUUACAAAAUGUAUUACCAGAAAUAUGUAUAGAAUAUUAACGAAUUGAUAUCUCUUAGAGUGACAUGUGUGCUGCAAAAUGAGGUUUGUGGCUUCUUUGAAAUGCUGUUUAGAGCAAAAAGUUAACCCUUUUUGGGGGGACCUCAUGUCACUUGAGAGGUUUUUGCCAGAAAUAAAUGGGGUGUGCAUAAGGUAGGGAAGGCUAUUUCCCUUAUGUAAGCCAGAUAGCUGUGGUGUCCCCUUCAAUUUUCUGCAGGAGAGGGGAGGGUACUGAGAACAGUAUGCUCUUUAACUCACAGGACCAGCCUAAACAUAGGGACACAACUUCACUUAGAUGAAAUGCUCUCUUCUUUCUUUAAAAACAAAACAAAAAAAAUCAUUCUUGCUCGUAAAAUUCAUCCCAAACUUGAUUCAUUUAAUUGUUCUGAUCUAAAUAGCAUUCAACACCUUUCUAGGCUAGCCUGUGAAACACUGAAUAACAAACUGGGGAAGUAAGGUAUUGUGCCGACGCCUGCAUGCAUAAGGCAGUUGAUCAGGUAAAAUGUGUGCAGUAAUCUGAUUGUAAAAUAAAGGAAUAAUUUUGAUUCCUCUGGACCAAAAAGGGUGCUGACAGAUGUGAGAAAAAAUACACCCUCACACGUUACCAGAACCAGCAGCAAGUUAUUUGGACCCAACUCUGUAGCAUCUAUAUAGAUGGCACACUUCAGCAGGGCUUUUUGGCGCUUUUAUCUAAAGCUGAUUCAAUCAGCUAGUAGACAAAAGUGCCAAAAAAGCCCCACUAAAGUGCCCAAUCUAUAUAGACAUUGGGAAAGCCAGGUGCAGCUAAUGCACUGCCUCUUCUGGGCUUGGUGCGGGGGCAUGCUGAGCUUCAAGUAAAGUGCCAUUUUUUCCCCUACACCUGCAAGCAGCCUAAGUGACUUUUGAAAUCUCAGAACCAUCCUCAAAGAGAUGAAAAGUUAUUGUAUAUAUCCAGUAUAGUACUUGCAGGCUGGAGAUAGUCCCUUUUCACGGUAGCUUAAAAGUUGUUUGGGUGGGUAAAAUCAAUAUUAAAUUAGCACGUGGACAGCCUGUAGUCCCGGAAUAUAUGCAGCAUUACAGAGAGUAGUCAGAGGCCAUGCCAUUUCAUGGUCACAGCAGAUAGUCCUCCUGCACAGUUUGUGCCUUUGAAAACACAGUAACUAGGGGUGCACCGAUAGAGAUUUUGGGGGCAGAUACCAAUAGCUGAUUUUUAAGGAGGCAUAUCAGCCAACACCGAUCUGAUUUCUGAUACUGCUGCAUGCAGCUGGUAAGUCUGUUGUGGUGAAAAGGGAGUGGGGAGGGAAGGGGCAUGGCUGGGGCAGGUGCAGGAUGGAGCUGCAGCUUGACUGGGAGGUGCAGGGAGAGGGCAGUGGCUCCUGGGCAGGCUGUAGCUGCGAGCUGGGGUCAGGGGCUGCAGCGCCUACCCCAGCCCUGGUCCCUCCCUCACUGCAGGGGGCAUUAAUCUGCCCCCCACAUGCCCCUUCUCUUCCCCUCCCCUUUCAUCACAACAAACUUACCAGCUGCACGUAGCUCUCCAUGCUGCUGGCAUGCUGGGCACAUGCACGGGCAUUUAUUGGCCAAAUUAUUGGCCACAUCAGGCCAAUUUCCAAUAUAGUCAAUUUUCUUUAUAUUGGUGCCAAUCCGAUAUCAGACUGAUGUAUUGCUGCACCUCUAACAGUAACCAAGGAAAACAAUUUUAAAGAGCCUAAGAACUGCUUGGCAAACACUGCCAAGGUCUGUGUAUAAUCUGGGCAGUUAUGGAACCCAGCUUCAGUCCUUAGCAGCAGAAGAUUUUGCUUAGUGACAAUUCUGAAUUAUGUGCCCUUGUGCAUUUUUAAUUCAGAACUGUUGAGGUAUGGAGAUCAGUAUUUCAGGGGAAAGUAUUUUGCAUUGCUUGCCACAUUGUCAUCUAUAGCAAUAAGAACCAGCUGGGUCAGACCAAAAGUCCAUCUAUCCCAGUAGCCUGCCUUUGAAAAUGGCAAGGCAUGGAUGCGUUUGAGUAGUGGGGGCAACAAGGUAGACCCAGCCCCCCUCCCCAAGUGUCACUCCAAUCCCUUUCCCCUCCCAUAUCCAUUGCCUCACCUAUUCUCCUUCCUGGUCUAUCUACCCCAGUUUUUUCUUCUUGCUGGAUCUGUCACAUGUCACACAAAGCGGCUGUGCCUGCCACUUAUGGCAUGUACACUGCAGCUUGGUCACUUUACUUUAGAGAAUCAGUAUAAGAAACAUGGCGUGUGUAAUCAUCUAUCCUGUCAUUAUCUCCCAGUUACCAAUAGCUAUAGGUUUAGGGAUGUCCUGAGCCUGAGGUAACAUUCCUGACUGCUGUAUUUAAUACCCCUUUGUAGAUUUAUCCUCCUCAAAUGCGUCAGAUCCCUUUUUAAACCCUAAGUAGAUUAUUGGCUUCAACAAAAUGUUGUAUAUGUGGAGAAUGAGUCUGCCUUGACGUUGAGAUUACAAUCAAGAUUUUUCAUAGAAGUAAGGUGCUGUUAAAAGUUACCUUUAAGCCAUUCUAUAUCUGUGGACUGUUAGGCAGUGUUACAAUUAGAGCAGCUGCAGGUUGAGGCUUAAUGCUGUUUCUGCCCUUCACAACUUUGAUUUGUCACUAGAGGGCCUGGUAAGCAGGGGCAUGGCCAGGAGCUAGAACUCUAUCCCUCGUUUUGCAGUUAAGCACUGCAAGAGUAUGGAGUGUGGGAAGCAUGUGUCCCUAGGUUCCAUGCUUCUGCCACCUCGUAGCUCUGUUCCUAGUGUGGAAUUACCAGGGAUUAACAGUGGUGACAGCAUGGACCCAGGGGCAUGUGCCUCCCUGUGCUCCAUGCUCUUGUCACAUUUGGCAGUAGGCAGCCCUUCCUACCGCUCCAUCCCCCCUGGAAUGUGCGAUGCUGGGCAGAAAACCAUAGCUGACUCUUUCCCAUCUUCUCCCCCACAAAAUUCUCUUGGUUCUGAGAGAGUUUGCCUGUGUGUGCUGCAAAGGCUUAGCUCUCUGAGAACAGGCUGCCUGCCUGGCUUCUGGUCCUGGGGUCCUUGGAGCCAGCAUGAUGUCAUUACUUCACAAUCAGGGCGGCUAGGAUCUGGAACCAACUUCCAAGGGAAGUGGUGCUUGCCCUUACCCUGAGGGUCUUUAAAAGGAGGCUAGAUAAUCAUCUAGCCGUGGUCAUUUGACCCCAGCAUUCUUUCCAGCCUAUGACAGGGGGUCAGACUUUAUGAUCUGCUCAGGUCCCUUACGACCCUAUCUAUUAUGAAACUAUGUGGGCUAGACCCAUAUCAACUGGGGGUGGAGGGGGUGUUGGCUUGGGGACUAGUACCCCACCACCUGGGCAGGAGAGCUUGGGAGAGUGGGAAGCUUGGCUGGGUAAAGGGGCUGGGAGCCGUGCAUCUUGAGAUGCUAGUUGACAGUAAAUUGGUCACUAUAUCUCCAUGGAGCAGACUAGCAAUAUCCAAGCUCAAGCUGCAUGCAGUGGCUCAAAGAUAACCCUCCUCCUUAUUUAGAGGGUACGUAGCACAGUUUAAUAACCUUUAAUUAGGGACCUACCUAAAUUGUUUCUGUAAAAUCCAGGGUUACCCACAAAAUCCGUGCAAAACGAACUUAAUAAAGUUUUUAUUUAGUCUCCCUCUUAAUAGCAGCCUGCCAGAAGGGGAAGGCGCCAGCUGGUAGAGUGGCAUGAAAGGGGUAGCAGACAAGAUGGCGGCUGCCCCUCCUCCCCCUGCCGCUCUCUAGGGCCUCUCUGCCAAUCAGUGCUGAGAGGCAGGGCCAGAUGAAGGGCAGCCAGCAGUCAAAAUGGUGGCCACCCCCUCAUUCCUUCUUCCUACUGGAACCUCUCCACCAGUCGGUGCUGAGGGAUGGGGCCUCUAUGCCAAUCAGCACUGAGAAGCAGAACAAAAUUGGCUUUGUAAAGUUUAAAGGUAACCCAUACCACCACCAUGAGAAUUAGGAGUGUGCAUUGUCAACACUACGUAUGUGUUGGGACCGACUUAAUUUGUGGUUUCACAUAUUUUGUUGAAACAGCAAAAUCCGGGAUUGUCCACAAAAUCGCCAACAAACCUUAAUAAGAAUAAAAUGCUGCCUCCGCAGUGGGAGCCAGUGGUUCUCCCUGCUGGGAGGGGAGGCACUGUGUGACAGGGUAGCAUGAAGGGCAACAGACAAGAUGGCAGCCAUCCACUUGUCCCUCCUUGCCCUGCCAGGGCCUGUCCACCAAUUGGUGCCAAGGGGUGGAGUAGCUCAAAGGGCAGCCAGCAAGCAAAAUGGCGGCUGCCCCCUUAUCCCUCCUCCCCCUGGGACCUCUCCACCAUUCAGCACUGAGAGGCAGAACCUCUUGGCCAGUCAGUGCUGAGGGGCGGUUCCACUGCAAAAUGCCCAUGAAAUUGGCUCUGCUUGCCAGAAAAAAACUUUAACCUUGCUGUGAUUUAAGUAGCUCCCUAUGUAUAUGUUCAACAGUUUAUUCAUCAGAACUUGAGAAGGAAAAUGUGAACCAAAGCGCAGAACCCAGAUUACUUCAGACGUCAUGCAAGAAUGGUCUUUAAUCUUUUCAGUCAAAAUGAAAAAGUAACUGUUCUGGAAAUUGUUCUCUGUAUUAAUUCUCAGCAUUCAACAAAAUCUUUUGAUAAAUUCAAAUUCUAUUUAA
Molecule: messenger RNA, 5638 nt
Organism: Alligator mississippiensis (American alligator)
Lineage: Eukaryota; Metazoa; Chordata; Crocodylia; Alligatoridae
Gene: SCO1
Product: protein SCO1 homolog, mitochondrial
Exons: 7
Coding region: 17-847 (276 amino acids)
Biological process (GO): mitochondrial respiratory chain complex IV assembly
Source: RefSeq, a predicted model, not a curated record